AGGGUCCCACCUGGACCACAGGGGGUGGCCCCUGGUGUCUGCAAGGACAGACCCUGUGGGCCAGCAGAAUGUGGGGUGGUUCUCUGGGAAGACAUCAGAGCGAAGAAGGCUGCUCACUCUCCUUGGGGGUCUCUGUGGGCCUCAGAGGUAGGGUGAGCGAGCACGUGGGGUCACUGGGGGACAGACCUGCCUACCCGAUGUGAAGCGUCAUCCCCCUUGGGCUGGCACCUGAAUCCUCCUGGGGCAGGGGCUCCACACCUUGCCCUCCAACACCCCCAGGUUGUUGAUAGUCUGACUGUCUGGGGCAUGCACUCCUGCUCACAUUCCUGCUCUGGGGAGGGGAAAGAUUUGUCAAGGACAGUCUGACAAAUGGGUCACAGGCCACACACACUGUAUCACUGCUCAGGAGAUAGGCAGGCAGGUUGGAACAGAGGGGGCUUUGAGAAGGCCACAGGCCUCCCAGGCUCGCAGCAGGCACCAGCCUUCAAGGUCAUGUCCCAGGAGGAGAUAGGGACUGCCCUGUACCACAAACAGCCCUGCUCCCCUUAUAAAGUAGGGCAGCGCAGCCCCUGGAAGCUCCCAGGAUGCCCGGUCCAUCUCUCUCUCUGGCCCUGGUGCUGUCGGCCAUGGGGGCUCUGCUGAGGCCAGGGACCCCCAGGGAAGAGGUCUCCAGUACCUCAGCCUCGCCCAGGGAGCAGGCCACAGGCAGCGGGACACUCAUCUUUCAGCAAGACUGGGACUGGCCACUCCCCAGUCUCUGGCUGCCAGGCAGCCCUCAGGACCCCCUGUGCCUGGUGACCCUGCAUGGGAGUGGCAACGGGAGCAGGGCCCCCCUGCGGGUGGUGGGGUCCCUGAGCGGCUAUGAGCAGGCCUUCCUGGAGGCUGUGCGGCGCACCCACUGGGGCCUGAGUGACUUGACCACCUUCGCUGUGUGCCCCGCUGGCGAUGGGCAGCCUGUGCUGCCCCACCUGCAGCGGCUGCAGGCAUGGCUGGGAGAGCCCGGGGGUCAGUGGCUGGUGGUCCUGCACCUGGAGGAAGUGACGUGGGAGCCGACACCCUUGCUGAGGUUCCAGGAGCCUCCACCUGGAGGAGCCAGCCCCCCAGAGCUGGCGCUGCUGGUGUUGUACCCAGGGCCUGGCCUGGAGGUCACUGUCACCGGGGCUGGGCUACCUGGCACCCAGAGCCUCUGCCUGACCGCAGACUCGGACUUCCUGGCCUUGGUCGUGGACCCUCCGGAGGGGGCCUGGCGCCGGCCUGGGCUAGCCCUGACCCUGCAGCGCCGUGGAAAUGGUGAGCCCCUGAGCACCGCCCAGCUGCAGGCGCUGCUGUUCGGUGCGGACUCCCGCUGCUUCACACGAAAGACCCCGGCCCUGUUGCUCUUGCUGCCGGCGCGGUCGUCGGCACCGAUGCCCGCGCACGGUCGGCUGGACUUGGUGCCCUUCCCACAGCCCAGGUGCGCGCAGGCUCGGACCUGGGGAUGCGGGGAGUGUGGACGCCGCAGCCUUGCGCCCUCCCGACCCCCGACUCUGCUGUCCAGGCCUUCCCCAGAGCCAGAGGAGGCACCGCCCAGCGCCGAUCCCUUCCUGGAGACUCUCACGCGCCUGGUGCGCGCCCUGCGGGGACCCCCGGCCCGAAGCUCACCACCGCGACUGGCCUUGGACCCCGGCGCACUGGCUGGUUUCCCGCAGGGCCAGGUCAACCUGUCGGACCCUACGGCCCUGGAGCGCCUGCUGGACGGCGAGGAGCCGCUGCUGCUGCUGCUGCCGCCGACGGCAGCCACCACCGGGGUCCCCGCAACGCCGCAAGGUCCCAAGUCCCCUCUGUGGGCCGCGGGACUAGCGCGCCGGGUGGCUGCCGAGCUUCAGGCAGCAGCUGCCGAGCUGCGCGCCCUCCCGGGGCUGCCUCCCGCCGCCCCUCCGCUGCUGGCGCGCCUGCUGGCACUGUGCCCGGGAAACCCAGAUGGCCCCGGCGGCCCGCUGCGCGCUCUGCUGCUACUCAAAGCGCUGCAGGGCCUGCGCGCUGAGUGGCGCGGGCGGGAGCGGAGCGGCUCUGCACGGGCGCAGCGCAGCACCGGAGCCGCGGCUGCAGACGGGCCGUGCGCUCUGCGUGAGCUGAGCGUAGACCUGCGGGCCGAGCGCUCGGUGCUCAUCCCCGAGACAUACCAGGCCAACAACUGCCAGGGCGCCUGCGGCUGGCCUCAGUCGGACCGCAACCCACGCUACGGCAACCACGUGGUGCUGCUGCUGAAGAUGCAGGCCCGCGGCGCCGCCCUGGCGCGCCCGCCCUGCUGUGUGCCCACAGCCUACACAGGCAAGCUCCUCAUCAGCCUGUCCGAGGAGCGCAUCAGUGCGCACCACGUCCCGAACAUGGUGGCCACCGAGUGCGGCUGCCGGUGACCUCCCGCUGUACUCCUUGUGCUGCCCAGGCCCGUAUUUAUUCGGACCCCGUCAUCGCCCCAAUAAAGACGGGAAGGCACGCGGUUGGGGUGUUUGUGCAUGU
Messenger RNA from Capra hircus (goat), 2499 nucleotides. RefSeq names its product anti-Mullerian hormone (gene AMH). Bases 585 to 2396 code for a protein of 603 amino acids. The record is from RefSeq and is a predicted model, not a curated record. Lineage: Eukaryota; Metazoa; Chordata; Mammalia; Artiodactyla; Bovidae. The transcript has 4 exons. Gene Ontology annotation, biological process: gonad development; Mullerian duct regression. Gene Ontology annotation, molecular function: growth factor activity.